UGUAGUAUAAAGUGUUACAGCGUCAAAAACAGUUGAGCAAAAGGUGCCAUCAACUAUCACUUUAAAAAAGACGACGAAAUCAACGUUUGACAUUGCAACAUUGACGGAUUCUAUUCCAAGCACAAGCACAGAAUCCACGCUGACUCAUCCCGAGUCAAAUAAGUCUGAAGAAGUGUCUGGACCUUCGAAGCAAACGGCUUUUGCUGCAAGUCAGAGCAACUCGCCCAAGUCUGAGUUUCGAAACCUGGAAACAAAUACACCAUACACUGAUGACUCGUCCGUGAAAUUCCAUGAAAACGCGUCCGAGAAACGAUAUACCAGAACUUCGCCAAAGCAACCCUUUUCUGGAACUUCUCCUGAGCCAUACCUUAUUGAAGAUUCGUCUGAAGAACCCUAUACUUAUGGUUUGUUAGAAGAUAACACAGAAAAAGUAGCAGAUGUAACUUCUGAAACGUCUCAUCUUGGCGGUAUGCAUACAGUAGAAACAUCGUUGAGUCAUCAGAAGUUGAGUGUUGACUCCCAUUCUAAAGCAUCUCAGGAUACCAUUGAUUACGCAGCACGAACAUCUUCAAUACAUAAAAGCUACACUACUACUCAGCCUUCUUCUCAUUUGGAAGGAAAAACUAAUUCUGUGCACGACUUCGACUUACAGCCGCUUGAUUCAACAAUGUCACGCCUUCUUAAAACAAUUAGCCCUAUAAAUCCUGAAGAUUACUCAUUACAUAUUUCUACAGAAGGUGACUCCAAGUUUGUUGUGAGCUUGAAAGCCUCGAAAGGACUCACCGAAACGAUGCCAUUAUCUGCAUUCGCAAGUACAGACAAAAUUUUUCACUCGCUAAGUAGUGACCAAUAUACGAUCGAGUCCCACGCUAACUUCAGUUCAACACUUUUAGUAGGUGGAACAACCGAUGCAAUGAAAGCUGAGGAAGACGAAAGAAAAAGGAUGCAAACUGGAGCUAUCUCCAGAACCGGAGACAGCGCAACGAGUGCAAAUAUUACCAUAAGUACAUCUACUGAUCUACACACAGCUGCUCUUUCAACGUUUCAGCUCUCAUCAGAUUCGAUAUCAUUUAUAGAGGGUAGUGAAGGAAAGCCUGAAAAGGAGUUGAUGUCUACAGAAGCGACCGCAAAGGGCACUCAAGAAGCAGAUAAACUGGUUCAUUUGCUUAGACGGUCUUUUCAUGAAAGUUCUCUCAUUCAAAUUCAUCAUCAGCUAAUGAUUACUUGA
Strongylus vulgaris is the source of this 1228-nucleotide messenger RNA. The record is from the annotation of a GenBank genome assembly. Lineage: Eukaryota; Metazoa; Nematoda; Chromadorea; Rhabditida; Strongylidae.